Molecule: messenger RNA, 1865 nt
Organism: Sinocyclocheilus anshuiensis
Lineage: Eukaryota; Metazoa; Chordata; Actinopteri; Cypriniformes; Cyprinidae
Product: coronin-2B-like
Exons: 9
Coding region: 207-1319 (370 amino acids)
Molecular function (GO): actin filament binding
Source: RefSeq, a predicted model, not a curated record
CUGAUAGGCUUGGAUACUUAGCGAGAGACAGCGACCAAACCCUCCCUCCCCCUCUCUCUCUUCUCCUUUUUCACAAUCUCUCGUGUCUCACUCUGCUGUCGUAGAGACUGCAGGCUGCACACACUCAGUGAGUCCUUCUCUCUCUGUCCUGUUGUCUCACUCAGCGUUUCAGGCACAGAAACGGACUCUUCUGCACUGUUCUCUGCAUGACUGUCACAAAGAUGUCAUGGCGGCCGACCUACCGGAGCUCCAAGUUUCGAAACGUCUACGGCAAAGUGGCCAAUCGAGAGCACUGCUUCGAGGGCAUCCCGAUCACAAAGAACGUCCAUGACAACCACUUCUGCGCGGUCAACGCCAGGUUCCUCGCCAUAGUAACGGAGAGCGCGGGAGGAGGAUCCUUCGUUGUUAUCCCGGUCACUCAGUUUGGCCGUAUCGACCCUCACUAUCCAAAGGUCUGCGGUCACCAAGGAAACGUGCUGGACAUCAAAUGGAAUCCUUUCCAUGAAAACAUAAUCGCUUCUUGUUCAGAGGACUCUUCUGUGCGAAUAUGGGAGAUUCCUGAUGGUGGACUGAGGAGGAAUUUGACAGAGUCUGUAUUAGAACUGUAUGGCCACAGCAGGCGUGUGGGUCUCAUAGAGUGGCACCCAACCACUAGUGGGAUUCUCUUCAGUGCUGGCUAUGACUAUAAGGUAAUUCAAUCUUUUUUGCAGGGUGAUGGGAACAUCCGGUACUACGAGAUCACCCUGGAGAAACCCUACCUGCAGUAUCUCAUGGAGUUCAGGUCCCCUGCACCACAGAAAGGGCUCGGAGUGAUGCCGAAGCAUGGGCUGGAUGUAGGAGCGUGUGAAGUCUUCAGGUUUUAUAAGCUGGUCACUCUAAAGGGCCUGAUUGAGCCAAUCUCUAUGAUUGUGCCUAGAAGGUCAGAGACAUAUCAGGAGGACAUUUAUCCCAUGACUCCUGGGACAGAACCUGCUCUGUCUGCUGAUGAGUGGCUCAGUGGAAUCAACCGAGGUCCAGUGCUCAUGUCUUUAAAAGAGGGCUACAACAGAGCAAACAAACUGGUGUUCAAGGCCCCUGUGAAGGACAAGAAGGGUGGAGUGGUCAAUGGGAUUGACCUGCUAGAAAACGUGCCUCCCCGUACAGAGAAUGAGCUCUUGCGGAUGUUCUUCAGGCAGCAGGAGGAAUUGCGGCGACUGAAGGAUGAAGUUACGCAGAAGGACAUUAAGAUUCGACAGCUUGAGCUGGAGCUCAAUAACAUAAGGAACAGCCCAAACAUCAACAACAAUAACAACAGCAGCAGCAAUGGUAGCAGCAUUUGACACUGGAUCUGUGCUGUGUCUUUUGAUCUCCUAAAGUGACACACUAUAAGCCCUGAGCGCUGCUGAAACACACGGGCUUCCUUUUCCUAAAACCAAGACCUCAGGAGAGCAAGCGCUUGUCUUCAUAAAGCAGUGUUUCACUCUGACCUCCAGUGUUGACCCCACAGUUGCUGUGUGCUAAGUCGACUUUAUUGGAGUGAUGAUUCACUAACCCUGUGAAAACUGUCCCAUUACAUGAGCUUCAGUCACACUGUUGGUCCACCUGCAGUGGACUGAUUCUCUCUAUAUGGAUUGGUUUUGGUACAAGCUACUCAUUGCAUUAUCAUCUCAUUAUUGUAGACUUCACUAGAUUGAAUUAUUAGAAUUAUUUAUUUCAUUUUUUUUCUUUGUGCUACUUAGCCUUGUUCUAAAUAGCUUAAUAAUCUCCAUGUAGAGAAUAAACGUGUUUUAAUAAGGUCAAACAGACAUGCUUCACCCAUCAAGCUGUUAUCUCAUGUAAACACUAGGUCUAUUGCAUUAUUUUUAUAUGACCAACAGUGCUGUUUU